CACUCCGCUAUGGCGGCCUCUUUGCUCUCAGGAGCCGGCGCGGUGGGCCGAGCCUGCCAGCCCCAGCAGCGGGUUUCUUCUCCGACGGGGGCGGCAACGGCGCGGGCGCCAAAGCCCCGGACACUUCCUUGUUCGUGCCUCUGCCCGUGUCGCCUUCAUCGCCUGGCCCGGAGGGGGACAUUGGAGCCGAGCUCACGCGCCCGCUCAACAAGAGUGAAGUCCUGAAAGUAUUAAAUAAAUUUUACAAGAGAAAAGAAGUACAAAGACUGGGGGCAGAAAAUGGACUAGAUGCUCGUCUGUUUCAUCAAGCAUUUAUAAGCUUUAGGAAAUACAUAAUGGAAUCAAGUUUCUUGGGUCCUGAUGUGCACAUUCUCCUAAAUGAUAUAUGCUGUGGUGCUGGGCACGUUGAUGAUCUGUUUCCAUUUUUCAUGAGACAUGCUAAGCAGAUUUUUCCUAUGCUGGAGUGUAUGGAUGAUCUGCGUAAAAUCAGUGAUUUGAGAUUGCCACCCAACUGGUAUCAGGACGCCAGAGCUAUCCAAAGAAAAGUUGUAUUUCAUGCUGGUCCUACAAACAGUGGAAAAACCUAUCAUGCAAUCCAGAGAUAUUUAGCAGCAAAAUCAGGAAUAUACUGUGGCCCUUUGAAGCUUCUGGCACAUGAGAUCUUCCAGAAGAGUAACGAUGCUAAUGUGCCAUGUGACUUGGUAACCGGAGAAGAACGUGUUUGUGUUGAUCCUGAAGGCAGGCAGGCUGCCCAUGUUGCUUGCACUAUUGAGAUGUGCAGCGUCACUACACCUUAUGAAGUAGCUGUGAUUGAUGAAAUCCAGAUGAUUAAAGAUCCUUCCAGAGGUUGGGCCUGGACACGAGCGCUCUUGGGACUCUGUGCAGAAGAAAUCCAUGUUUGUGGUGAGGCUGCUGCUAUUAACUUGGUGACAGAGCUCAUGUAUACUACAGGGGAGGAGGUUGAGGUGAGAAACUACAAGAGACUCACCCCUCUAAAAGUCCUGGAUCAGGCCCUUGAAUCUCUAGAUAACCUUCGCCCUGGAGACUGUAUUGUCUGUUUCAGUAAGAAUGAUAUUUAUUCAGUGAGCCGGCAAAUUGAAACCCGGGGCCUAGAAUGUGCUGUCAUAUACGGAAGUCUGCCACCUGGGACAAAACUUACGCAGGCAAGGAAAUUCAACGAUCCCGAUGAUCCGUGUAAAAUCAUGGUUGCUACAGAUGCAAUUGGAAUGGGACUCAAUCUGAGCAUAAAAAGAAUAAUUUUUAACUCCCUCAUUAAGCCAACUAUCAAUGAGAAGGGUGAGAAGGAAAUGGAUACAAUUACAACAUCUCAAGCUCUACAAAUCUCAGGCAGAGCGGGAAGAUUUAGCACUGUAUUUGGAGAAGGGGAAGUCACCACCAUGCAUCGAGAUGACCUUCCUUUGUUAAAGGAAAUCUUGAAUAAAUCAGUGGAUCCUAUAGUGACUGCUGGCUUGCAUCCUACUGCUGAACAGAUUGAGAUGUUUGCAUAUCAUCUUCCAGAUGCCACUCUAUCAAAUCUACUUGAUAUUUUUGUGAGCCUCUCUCAAGUUGACGGCCUCUACUUUGUGUGCAAUGUUGAUGACUUCAAAUUUCUAGCUGACAUGAUUCAGCACAUUCCACUGAACUUGAGAGCCAGAUACGUGUUUUGCACAGCACCCAUCAACAAGAAGCAGCCUUAUGUCUGCACUUCGCUGUUGAAGUUUGCACGACAGUUUAGCAGAAAUGAACCUCUGACAUUUGACUGGCUGUGCAGGCAUAUUAAUUGGCCUCUAGUCCCACCCCAGAAUAUAAAGGACCUUGUACACCUUGAAGCUGUUCAUGAUGUCCUCGAUCUGUAUCUGUGGCUGAGCUACCGGUUUAUGGACAUGUUCCCGGAUGCUGCUCUCGUCAGGGACAUACAGAAGGAGCUGGAUGACAUUAUACAAGUCGGGGUGCUUAACAUUACGAGACUGAUCCGAGCAUCGCAGGCCACUUCUGGGUCUGUCACUUUACCAGACGACUUUCCUCUCCAGAGGGCUAGCAUUGGCGAUGGGAUGUUGAAUGCGGAAGACCUCCCAGAGGCUAACGGAGAGCUUUUCCCAAGCGAUGUGAAGACCCAAGGGCACCGACGAGCAAGGGGAUCCAAAGCGAUGAACUAUAGGCCUGCUGAAGCACAGGGCCGAGCUCAGGGUGCUCUGGCUGCCAGACUAAUACAGCAGGGACUCCUCACCCAAGAUAUGCUGAAACAGUUGGAGCAUGAGUGGCUAGCUCGUCGCAAUGGCGGUGCCACAGAUGAAAACACAGGCCCAAACAAAGGGAAGAAGAGGAAAUAGGAUGCUGUGUCUUUGCAAAAUAAAAAUUAUAUUUAAUAAG
Messenger RNA from Lacerta agilis (Sand lizard), 2370 nucleotides. It is a transcript of the gene SUPV3L1, whose product is annotated as Suv3 like RNA helicase. NCBI's taxonomy places the organism in Eukaryota, Metazoa, Chordata, Lepidosauria, Squamata, Lacertidae. The transcript has 15 exons. Gene Ontology annotation, cellular component: mitochondrial degradosome. Gene Ontology annotation, molecular function: hydrolase activity, acting on acid anhydrides; RNA helicase activity; ATP binding. The record is from RefSeq and is a predicted model, not a curated record. Bases 336 to 2330 code for a protein of 664 amino acids. Gene Ontology annotation, biological process: RNA catabolic process; mitochondrial RNA 3'-end processing.